This is a messenger RNA of Linnemannia hyalina, 549 nucleotides long. NCBI's taxonomy places the organism in Eukaryota, Fungi, Mortierellomycota, Mortierellomycetes, Mortierellales, Mortierellaceae. The record is from the annotation of a GenBank genome assembly.
AUGGAUUGUAAUGGCAUGGCUUUGUUUGUCUCUAAAUCUGCACCUUGCAAGAACAAUGCCGGUGGAACAAUGCUGCUGAUGAUGAAGUUGGACAAGAGAAAGAACAAGGACCUUACACAGGAAGAAGCAUUCUACAACUCCACCUUUGGUAGUUUCCGCUCUCAGAUGGAGUCUCUAUUUGCUGAUCUUGGUUCCACAUUUGAGAAGCACAACAAUCGUGCUCCAGUCUUGGUGGAUAAGAAACAGACAUAUAAUUUGCAGUUGAAGUUGUCUUUGCUUCUCUUGAACAUGAAAAAGAUGGUUGCUUUGUUGGCGAUUUCUGUGGAACCAAUUCAUACAGCCUGGCUGCGUGAAGGAUUCGAGUAUCCAACAACGGAGAACGAUGUUGAGCAACCAAUGGAAUAUGUUGAUGUUGGUGCACUGAUGGAGGAUGGUAAUACAAUGGCAAAACUGCAGGAGGAAUUCCUUGCUCUUGAACUUCAUGAUGAUGUUGAUGAGAACCAGUACUCUAAUGAGUACACACCAAUGGAUCCACCAGUAAUACUGUAA